UUUAAGGCUGUCGAACGAGUAACAAUGAUCUUUUCAAGGUGUGUCUUUAUUUUGAUCGUUUGCUUGUUGUUCAACCCGGCUGUUGGAAAACCAGGAUACCGUCGUGAAAACGAAAAUUGUGCAUUGCCUGUGUCUGAGAAAGUCAAUUAUAAUAUGCUUCCUGAUUCUUGGUAUCAAAUUCUAAACACCAAUGAUCCAGUUGAACGCAAUGUGCCAUGUUAUGUGAUCAAAUAUUUCAAAGAAACUGCCGACGGAAUUUUUGCUGAAUUCCAGGGUAUUUCAUCAGUGGAAAAAGGUACAAUGUCACUUAACGAAAUCAUACCAUUCCGUUGGUAUGACAAUGGAACUUCAAUCACCAGACGCGACCCAAAUUUUGAAUUUUUGUGGUUUAUUGGGGAAAACCUAACGGAGCAGGUGAACAUGCUUUGGAAGAGAUUCAUUACAUUAACGAGCAUCCGAUGAGUUGCUUCACAGAUUAUGAGCAUUAUUACAUGUGCUUGCAGUGUGGUGGAGAAGGUCCACAGUAUAUAUGGGUACAUAGUCGUAAUCCACAUCCCACUGCAGAAGACAUUCUACGAGUUCACAAGAAGCUUGUUACAAUCGGUGGUGGCUGGAGCGCAGUUCCCUUGUACUUAUCCGGCUGUCAUAAAUCCAGCAUGCCAGAAACAAUUGCUUACUAAAAUGCUAAUGCCUACUAAAUAUUAUAUCUAAUAUAUGUAAUUGAUGUUAUACAAUGCUAAACAUAUCAAAAAUGUAACCCAGUAAUCGCAUAACCUAUUCAAAAAUGUAAGUUAGGAAAUAAGUUUGUUAUAACUAAUGGCAUCGUCUAUAACUUUAGGACAGCAGAAUAAAAUUGCUGGAACAUUUACCAAUUAUAAAUAUUAAUCAUAGUCAG
This is a messenger RNA of Styela clava, 895 nucleotides long. RefSeq lists its product as uncharacterized. The record is from RefSeq and is a predicted model, not a curated record. NCBI's taxonomy places the organism in Eukaryota, Metazoa, Chordata, Ascidiacea, Stolidobranchia, Styelidae.